AUGUCGUUUAUUAUUAUUAAAAGCAAACCAGUGUUUUACCGCAUAAUAUCAUUCAGAAGCUUCGUGUCUGUUUCCCAAAGAAAAUCGACGUUAAGUUCAAGGUUCCCUCUUACAACAGCUGUCAAAAGAGAUCUCAGUGGCAAGCAAUCUACGAGUAGCUCACAAUGGCAAACUAUUAUAACACGAUUUUUGCCUGUGGGAAUAUGCUUGAUAGCUGUUAUGCAAUGGCGUGCUUUCAGAAGGCGACAAAAGGGUGUAGAAUCUUAUACGGCUAGUAAAUGGGAGAUCAACUGUUAUUGUUUGUUGCCUCUGAGGACUGUCUCUAGAUGUUGGGGAUAUUUAGCAGAUAUAAAGCUACCCGAAGUUUUGAGGCCUCCCGUAUACAAAUUGUAUUCGAAUGUGUUCGACGUUAACCUGUCCGAGGCGGAAAACGAGGACCUUAAGGUGUAUCCGAGCCUGGCAGACUUUUUUGCCAGGUCGCUCAAACAAGGAGUGAGAGACGUGGACAGGCACAGCAGUCUUGUGGCGCCUUGUGACGGGACGGUCCUCCAUUUCGGGACUGUCGAUACUGAGCAAGUUGAACAAGUAAAAGGUGUGACUUAUUCUCUAAGAGAUUUUUUGGGCGAACAAAUUGUAAGACCGAGAAAAGAAUGUAGCAGCGAUUUUAAGACUGCUUUAUUAGAACGACCCCACGAAGGCAACAGGCUAUAUCAGUGCGUAAUAUACUUGGCACCUGGAGACUAUCAUAGGUUUCAUUCUCCAGUCGAGUGGACUCCAACACAUCGUAGACAUUUUUCAGGAAAACUUUUGUCUGUGAAUCCUAGCAUCGCAAGCUGGUUGCCCGGACUAUUUGCAAUGAAUGAAAGAGCUGUAUAUCUCGGACAAUGGGAGCACGGAUUCUUUUCAUACACAGCUGUCGGUGCUACAAAUGUAGGAACAGUAAAAGUAUACUUUGACAAAACCCUACAAACGAACAAACCAUUCAAAGGUAGGAAAUACAAAGAAUUGUGCUUGGGUAACCAGGUGAAUCUCAAGAGGGGCGAGAUUAUGGGCGAAUUCCGAAUGGGCUCGACGAUAGUUCUAAUUUUCGAAGCGCCGGAAACUUUCAAAUUUGCCAUCGUACCUGGAAAGAAAGUGAAAAUGGGACAAAGUUUGGGCAAUGUAGCGCAAAAUUUUGUUCACACGUUAGCGCGAGAGCGAAUGGGUACUAGCAAUGGUAGAUGA
Molecule: messenger RNA, 1224 nt
Organism: Psylliodes chrysocephalus
Lineage: Eukaryota; Metazoa; Arthropoda; Insecta; Coleoptera; Chrysomelidae
Source: the annotation of a GenBank genome assembly